Molecule: messenger RNA, 1235 nt
Organism: Periophthalmus magnuspinnatus
Lineage: Eukaryota; Metazoa; Chordata; Actinopteri; Gobiiformes; Gobiidae
Product: regulation of nuclear pre-mRNA domain-containing protein 1A-like
Exons: 7
Coding region: 193-1053 (286 amino acids)
Biological process (GO): mRNA 3'-end processing
Cellular component (GO): RNA polymerase II, holoenzyme
Molecular function (GO): RNA polymerase II complex binding
Source: RefSeq, a predicted model, not a curated record
GAAAUGCCGAGAAUUUAGGAAGUCCCGCCCACAGCUCCUGCAGAUGCUCCGAAUUGAUUUCGUACAAGCUACUGAAAAUAUUUAUAUAGGAAAGAAUCCUUAUACAUUGGAUGGCACACAUCUUCUACGUUUACAAAUAGGUCUUUGUAACUUGUAGUUGCACCCCUUUCACACCGUUUGUGACUAGUCGACAUGUCCGCUUUCUCUGAAGCGGCUCUAGAGAAGAAACUAUCAGAGCUUAGCAACUCUCAGCAAAGUGUGCAAACAUUGUCCUUGUGGCUUAUUCACCAUAGAAAACACUCGAAGACUAUUGUCAAUGUUUGGUUCAACGAGCUAAAGAAAGCCCAGGUAUCUCGUAAAUUGACCUUCCUUUACUUGGCCAAUGAUGUCAUUCAAAACAGUAAGAAGAAAGGACCAGAGUUCACACAGGAUUUUGCACCUGUUAUUGUUGAAGCAUUCAAACAUGUGCACAGGGAGGGUGAGGAAGGCUGUAAAAAACAACUGAGUCGGGUGUUGUCCAUUUGGCAGGAAAGAGCGGUUUAUGAGAAUAACCUGCUCAAUCAGCUGUCUCAGAUCUUAAAUGAAGAAAAGAAGCCUAAGAAACGAUCUUAUGAGGACAUCCAUCCUGAUGAUGAAGACUUCGCGUCUCAGAGCUCACCAACUGAGCCACCACAGACAGCAGAGUUGAUCCGAGCUCUACAGGAAUUAGAAAAUGCAGCAUCUAGUGAUUCGGUUUUGCGGCAGCGCAUCUCAUCACUUCCUGCUGAAGUACAGGACACAUCACUGCUUCAUAGGAUCACAGAUAAAGAGUCGGGGGAAAGACUCUCUCGUCUGGUUGAGGAGGCAUGCAUGUUGCUAGCAGACUACAGUGGUCGUUUGGCAGCAGAGAUCGAUGAUCGACGACAACUGACCCGCACGCUAACAACUUUUCUCCAAAAUCAGAAAGAUGGCCUUGCUCAGAAUGAGCAAAAACUUGAAGAUUAUAAACGCAAACUGGCACAAGUUACCCAGGUCCGGAAAGAGCUGCGCUCCCGUAUCAAUAAGCUUCCAUGAGGGCUUUAAAACUCUGAACUGACUCCCCACCUACUGCUGUUAAAACAUCUCACCCUAUUGUAGUUUCUUCCUGUCAUAUUACAUAUUCUUUUGGUUUUAACUGAGUGAUUUAUGUUAGUGUAAGUUAAUAUUUUCCAACCAUCAUUUUACUGCCAAAUGCAAAAGCGUAAUUACAGUGAGGU